UGUGCCUUUUUACUGAUCCGGAAACACUGCCACUGUUGGCAUCAGGUUGGCACGACAAAAAUAAACACCUGGCUCCCGGCGUCGGGCGUCGACGACGACAUUGGCAAGGGCAGAUAAACUUGCUUUUACUCCCUGGACAACGACAAGUUGGCGCCUUUGCAAUAUUAUAUUACUCCUCGAUGUCUAAUAGGGCAUUGAGCUAAAGUGCCGGUCAUGGCUUUUCUCCAUUACCGAUCUACGUCGGAGGAUCCUCUCCCGGUCAAUUAUAAAAGCAACUUGAAUAUCAGCUACAGCUACAUCUUUCUCUAUCACGAUGAACACAACAUCAACGACAACAACGAAUACAACCCUGUGUUUUCCUCGACAUUUGUCGUCCUCUGCACCAUCUUCAAGUUCAUCGAAAUCCUUGAUCGUCAGCAGUGUCAUUCCAACAUCCAAAGAGCUUCAAAAAGGCUCUAUACUGCUCAAGAUAGAUAAAUUCGGCUGGAGCGCGAAUAAUGUCACGUAUCAAGCUUUAGGCGAGCAUCCACACUUCAGAUAUUACGAUUUUCACCUUGCACCAGUGUCCUCGUCAGCCUCAGUAUCACCUCAAUCGCACGGGGUCGUUCCAGUAUGGGGAUUUGGUACUGUUGUUGCCUCGGCGCAUUCUCAAGUAGCCAUAGGCGAGCGGCUGUAUGGGUAUUUUGCCCCUGCGAAAUAUCUAGUGCUACCUAUCGACGAAAGGGACGUGAACAAGUACUCGAUGUAUGUCCCGAGACCUCACCUGCCUGCUGAUCGCAGGGUCUACAACCAGAUCCAACGAUGUUCCACUGAUCUUUUAUACUCUCGAGAGACGGAAGAUCUCACGAUGCUCUACCGACCACUGUUUUGGACUUCGUAUUGGUGCGAAGACUGGUUAGCGAGUAGCGGGUACCGAGGUGGCUGCGAAUAUAUCCUGAUUUCGAGCGCCAGUAGCAAGACGGCAUUCUGCUUUGCGUACUCCGUUCGGAAGAGGAUCGAGAGGGGACUUCUGAAGGAGUCUACCUCCAACGUCAGAAUCAUCGGCCUAACAUCGAAAGGCAAUCUGCACUUCACGGAGAAACUCGGAUUAUAUCAUGAGGUGUACGAUUACGACUCUUUUCUUUCCGCAAAACCGUUCCACACCAAAGAUAAAUCCAAACCUCAACCUAGAUGGAUAUAUAUUGACGUUGCAGGGAACCAAACGCUCAACUCCAAGAUCUACACACAUUUCGCAAGUCCGUAUUCUGUUUCGAAGCUGGUAGCCGCCGUGUCCCUGGGUAUGACUAAUUUAGCUCCCGGAGAGGCAAAGGCAGACACUAUCGAAUGGACCGCGAAUCUGGAAAAUACUUCAGAAAACGGUGGGGGUACUAAACCCAUCUCUUCGUCCCCUUCUUUGGGCUUCUGGCCACGCACAGAACAGUUCUUCUUACCCGAAUGGCUAGCAAUUCGUCGGUUACAACUUACUCCGACCCAGAUGUUUGACGCUCAAAAGGAAGCUUGGGGUGCUCUGAUGCAGGAUUGUCCCUCUUGGGUGAAGUUGGAGUACGUUUAUGGCGGAGAACAGGUUCAGAAGGCCUACGAGGCGAUGGCAAGCAGUUCUCGAGGACUGGGUCCGGAUAAGGGUUGGAUUUGGAGUAUGUGGGAUACAGAGGCGGAGCACGGGGUGAUUAAAGCAAAAUUGUAAUUCCUUGGUACGACAGAGUACAGUAA
This is a messenger RNA of Lentinula edodes (shiitake mushroom), 1710 nucleotides long. RefSeq lists its product as uncharacterized. The transcript has 4 exons. The record is from RefSeq and is a predicted model, not a curated record. NCBI's taxonomy places the organism in Eukaryota, Fungi, Basidiomycota, Agaricomycetes, Agaricales, Omphalotaceae. The coding region runs from base 314 to 1684 and encodes 456 amino acids.